Rhododendron vialii is the source of this 512-nucleotide messenger RNA. Its product is annotated as ent-kaurene oxidase, chloroplastic-like. Gene Ontology annotation, biological process: gibberellin biosynthetic process. The transcript has a single exon. Bases 54 to 338 code for a protein of 94 amino acids. Gene Ontology annotation, molecular function: heme binding; iron ion binding; ent-kaurene oxidase activity. Gene Ontology annotation, cellular component: endoplasmic reticulum; chloroplast outer membrane. NCBI's taxonomy places the organism in Eukaryota, Viridiplantae, Streptophyta, Magnoliopsida, Ericales, Ericaceae. The record is from RefSeq and is a predicted model, not a curated record.
ACUCUUAAAUUUGUUGCUCUUAUAGAUUUGCUAUCAACUUUUACGGAUGUAACAUGGACGAGAAUCAGUGGGAGAAACGCGAAAAAUGGAACCCUGAUAGAUUUUUGGACAAGAAAUACGAUCGCAAUGAUAUGCACAAGACAAUGGCGUUUGGAGGGGGAAAGUGGGCGUGCACGGGUUAUCAACAAGCGAUGCUGAUUGCUUUCACUGCAAUCGGGAGAUUGGUGCAAGAGUUUGAGUGGAGACUGGAAGGCGGGGAGGAAGAAAAUGUCGAUAUUGUUGGAAUCAUCAAUCAGAAACUUCAUCCAAUGCACGCAAUUAUAAGGCCAAGAAAUUGAGCAUAGCAAACACAAGGCCAACUCUUUGGUCCAUUGCUUAGAGCUAAGCGGUGAAGCCAAUAUUUCUAUUUCAAGGUGACGCUGGUUAAUGAAACUCCACUUAUAUUUUUAAUAUUUUUUUGUGUGUAAACAUGUGAAAGAAAAAGGUUAAGCGUAAACUAAAUCAAUAUUGAU